CAAGCUCUCCAAGCUCCACUCUCUUCCCGUCAUAUCAUAGCUCCUCUAACUUAGUUCCUCUCCAACAUGGGAAACUCAGAGUUCGUCUAUUCCGGGAGUGACAUGGACGCGCAGCUCCUCUUUUCUUGCAUGUGUCCCCUCAUCGAGUUACUCUUUUCAUCAUCACAUCAGCGCUAUUCUCCGCUCUGUUCCCUCAAAGCUGUGGCUGCUUGUGAUGUGCUAUGCUGUGCUGUUUGAUGCGAGCGUCUUGUCUCGCCUCGUCCGCUCCCUGUCCAGUUUGGUAUGGUUUGGUUAUGGUCUCACCCCUCCCAUGGAUCUCAUACCUCACCUUAACAACCAGGUUCUCCUUGUCCUUGCCCGGGAGUUCCCCUCAUGCGGCGCCGACUUUCAAAUCAACUCCGCCAAAAAUGCCAUGGAUCUUUAAACUCGACUCCACCUCGUCCAACCUCCCCUCUCUCUCGCUCUCUCUUAUUCUCUUCUAUUCUCAUAUUACCGAGCUUCUUUCUCAUUCUCGAUCCUCUUUCUAGCUUAUAGACUAAACAAUCAACCAACUUUACGAAUAUAUACUCCUCCAUCCUGUAUACCGCGAAGCUUCAGCUUCAAUUUCAUCCAUCCUCGCGGCUGAAUAGAAAGACGGGAUAAUUCGUGUUUGACGGCAUGGAGGCGUUUAUGUACCAGUGAACGGUCGUUUCUGCUUGUUGAGGCAUCUCACAAGCUCUCCUCCGAGCAUCCAGCCUCCUCUCCUUCCGAUAUCAUCUCACGAGCAAGGAGUUGAACCAGUUUGGCCCAAUGGGCAAUGAACAAUCCGCCGAAUCCCCUCGCGGGCAUCGGAAACUAUCCAAGCCACCUCACUGCAGCCAGGCAUCUGCAGCUGGUCUGCCAUACACUGCUACUGCUGUGACACCCCAUCGUGAGCACUUCUCCAACUCGUAUCUGGUCGGAUCGCUGCCGCCUGCUCCCAAUAAGGCUUCUACAACGAGAAGAGUGGCGCCUGGGCUCGGUAUAGCCGUCCCAGCUGGUGACGCUUCCAGUCCUAUACAAUCCCCUACAUGUAGAGACCCCAUGCGCGAUUUGAAAUCGCGUACGCGGUCUAUCCAGUCAGAGCAGUCUCCUAUACUGCCAGCUUUCGUCAACAGCUCCAGGACCAGCUCUAUUGCUCAGGAUAGCGGCUACCGCACACUGACGCGCGCUGAUAGCAUGCCUGUUGCAGUACGGCGUGGCUCUGCAAGCUACGAUACGAGAGCUGCCGAGGCCAAGACGCUUCUCAGUGCAAAGGAGAAGCUCCCAAGCGAGCCCAUCAUCUCCAAAUCCAAUAAGCAUUCUGAUGAGACAAGUCAGGAUGCGACGGAUGAUACCAACAACGCCACCCAAUCUGCAGGUUCAUCCAUUAGCAGAACAAACUCAGACGUGUCUCUUUACAUGCCAAUGCGCCGCCGCUCGGUCGUUCAAACUCCAGGCAUAGCAACCAGGGCUCAUCAUUCCAACCCCCCAGUCUCAGCCAAGUCGAGUUUCCGCAAGAGUCUCCCAGCUACACCCUCUCAGUCCAGGCACAAUUCGAUAGAAUCUGGCAUGGCGAGACGCAUGUCAAUGCCUACGACAAUCCCUUCCCAGGCGCAAUCCCUGGACCGAGCCGUAACGCCAGUCGAAGCUGACUAUAAACAGCUAGGUGGUAUGAAGUUUGGAUCCCUACGCAUCACAAACGGGGCCCCCGGAACUUCUCCAAUGCCCGAGGAUGACGUCAAACAGCAAGGGGCUUCUGAGUCGGCACUAGUAAUCCCUCGUGCGGAAUACUUUCAUGAGCAAGCCAAGAACCCACUCAGGUUGAUGAAUCAGAGCUCGAUCAUGACAGAGGCCAAUGAGCUAAUAACGGGUGAGAAAUCACUUACUGCUCGAGUCGCAAGCUGUGUUACCGAGUGUUCGAGCGAUGCAGAAAAAUCUAGAACAGGCGAUGGCGGAAUGUCUGGGAACGGGAAUGCUGUCUCAUUUCCGGUUGCUGAGGUUCUGGACGUAAGGGAAGAUCCAAAUGCAAAGCCCGACCCCAAGAAAACGCAACUUGGACUCGAAAACAAAAUGCUUAAAGGAUUGUCAAGAUCUGAUAGUGGCUUCAUUCCAAGUCCUUCGUCUGAGAAAACUCAUCGCUCCGCGUCUCGAGUCGACAGUGGUUACAGUUCCAAUGUCUCUCUCCGAUCAUUGCCCAGCCUGAGAUCCGGUGUCACGGACAAGAAUACAAUGGCCUCCGAAAAGCUUGACGUGGACAUGUCCGGGAUGUGUUCGCCCUCGGAUUCGAAUUCGACUCGUACUUCUUCCUCAGUACCUUCUCAGACACGUAACCGGCUGCCUAUCCACCUCGAGGUCCCGUUGUCGUCGACAGAUGAUGAUACCUCUUCGGCUUGUCUAGCAAGCCCCUCGAGUCCUGCUAGUCGUCCAUUCUCGUCAUUUAGUCGUGGUAGCCGCAUGCGUCUCUCUUCGUUGAAAUCAAACAAGAGUUUCGAGCCACGAGUGUCGAACACUGCGACAGCGCCAAUCGUCCUUUCUAAGGGAGACUUUCAGGAACAGCUACCUUCGCCAGCCGCAGACGUUAGUCGUGGUGGCAGUAAGAUAUACAGAUUCCUGAAUGGCUCCCGCAAGAAGGGAUCCCUAAAGAAAGGGGAAGUGGCUAUGAUCGAACAGGACGUCACCACCGAUCCUUUAGGACUCGAGACAGGCUCCAUACCUAAACCGCACCGACCUUCGCUUCGAAAGGAGCCGAGUAAGGACACUCUGCAUACUAUUAUGAGUGUUGGGAGCCAGGAUGCGCUUGGUAAUACAAGACGCGGGGAGGACGUAGCGCGAGGAGCCAAGAAGACCGUUGGCAAGAAGAUGUCUCGACGUCAAUCAUGGCGCCAAUCCAUUGCUCAGAUAUUUGGUUCUCGAAGCGCGGACGCUAGCCCUGCCUUGAGUUCCAAGCCUGAGCCCGAGCCCACACCAAGGCGCCCAUCAACCGCUAUGGAGCUUACUUCUCGUUCUUUUAAUGCAGCCCCCAGCCCUCGAGCUGUGAGCUCAUGGUCAUCCCGUCCAGCACCAAGAAAGGCUGCCAGUAGCUCUGGCAGCUUAGCUCUACAGACCCGGAAGGUGGUCAAUAAGUCGAGCAUACAGGAGAGCCGUGACAAACCCGAGCUAGCUCAUCUUCGUACGAAUGUUUCCGCACCUAACUUGUCAGCGAACCAUCGAUCAUCCCUGAGUCCAUCUGCGCUUGAGAUGGAUCAGACGCUGCGAACAAAGACUUCACCACCGGUGAGUAUGCAGAAUCGAGGCAGUAAGCCUCCCAGAGCAAAGUCACAGGCGCAAAAUCGAGCUAUGGCACCUUCAUUCCCUAUUAACUCCCGUCCGAGCGCUAGUCGUCGACUCUCGUUACCCCAAGAUUAUGGUCGAAUGACACCACACAGCCGUCAGAUCUCACAUGGCCGUACUGAAUCACGCAGCUCCAGUCGAGGCAUGGGCAUGAGUCCUACCGCGGGUUUAAGCUCCCAGCAAGUCAAUGCUGUUCAACACUCCAGAGUUUUGUCCUACUCGAGUAAUGGUACGCAACAGAGUGGUCCUGCUGCCCAACAAGUCAAGCAUCACCGGCGAGUAUCAGCACCAGCGCAGCCGCGCCAAAUUGCCAACAUGCCGCGCUCUCGGAGCAACACUACACUUAUACAGAUACAGCAACAGCAGAUGCAUCAGCAACACCAACAACGACGACCUCAAACAUCUGUCCAAUCAUGGGCUCCGAUGGAUAUGCACAGCCUCAAUCAGCAACUGCAGCAGAACUACAUGAUGCAGAAUCAAGCGCUUGUCUAUGGUGCACCGAACAUGGUUCAACAAUACCCAAACAUCUACGUUACAAGCCCAGUCCCAAAUCAUCCUGUUCAUGGUAGACAGAGUUCCCAGGGUGGGAUGUACGUUCAAGAUCCCCCUUUUCGGGUCCUCCACAGCUAUAACUCCCCAGCAUAUCGAAACGUUCCUAUAUGGAGCCAGUAGCUCAGAGCCUCAACAGUUGGCUCGCCUAGUUCUUUGAUUUCAUCGAGAUACCAUAUAUGAUGAAAAUGGUUUACAAUUUCAUUGACUCUUUUACUGCUCGGCGUUUUCGGGUAAAGGCAGCCUUUCCUUGGUACUGGAAUUGGCCCACAGCGUCCACACGCAUUCCUUCGUUCAUUCAUUCAAUCAAUCACACACUGUCUUUCAUUCUAAGAAAUUGCAUGUACAUUUUUACGACCACGUGGAAAGUGUUAUCAGACAUGACAGCUACAUACUCCAGUGCUGAGCUUGUGUUAAUUUUAGUAGUUCGUUGUUGACAAGCAUGGUCUUUUAGGCGAUGUAUGAUUCAAUAUGCUAGCUUUACUAGCUCACAGCAUAUCGUGCACUCGUACAGGGAGAAGUGUCGAUAGGAAGUGCAAUUCUCAUAGUGCAAUGCUUUUUAAUGACUUGGUGUCUCCGCUUCUCCGUUGAAACCAUUUGACUAUCGUGUGUAUGAACUAGUCCGGAUAACCUCAUGGCAGACGGCAGACUGAGCUGGUUCGCUCCUCCUACGCUUGCUCUAGUGCUUGCUUAGCCCUGCUUCUUUUGGGUAUGAUUAUGGAAGGCUACGGCUACGAGAAAGGGGUAGGAGAAAGGGAUUAGUUGGACUGAUAUUAAGCAUCCCCAUGAUUCCCGACACAGCCUCACACAGAUCGACAAAAGAUCUAGCUAGAGUGACGUAACAUCAAAGACACGUUACUGCCCGACUCUCAAUAUGAAACAAAUCAACAGACGAGACCACGAGAAAGGAUCUGAGUGGUUGAUGAGACUUGUUUAUAGGAAGCGAGGUUGGCGAUACAGUAUUUGCGCUGGUCUGACUAUCAACAAAGCGUGACUACAUAGUAAAAGUCCUUCACACCACCAUAAGCAAGGAGGAAUUUGGUGACAGGUCACACCUCCACAUGGAACCAUGAAGGGCCACGGGGGCAGAGGCCUUAGGAACACUACCACGCCUCUCAGACAGUUGUCGUUUUAGUACGCGGGGAUAGAUGGAGGUCUAGCAUGAUGCUGUAAAUUAAGAACAAGAGAUAACCUUGACAACAUGUCGUAGAAGGUGGAUUCUCAUGGCUAUAAGAUCUUCUGGGGAGCAAUAGCAUGACGACAAUGGAGACGGAUGAGAAGACCAAGAACGAAAGAAUAGCUAGAAUAGGUAGAUAUCUUCCUUAAGGUAUGAUUGGCGAUCCGAGAAGACGGGGAGUUUUUGGUAUGGCGUUCCGGGGGGAUCAGGUUCUUGGUGGGUCGAUGCUAUUUUUGAAUGGAUACGUAUCUUUUUAGGGGACAUGCAUCCAUGCAUGAUGCCCGUUUCCCCAUCGGACGACGCCAGCCUCCCAUUUAUUCCUUCAUCUUUGAUCCCCCAGACAAUGAUAGAGUGGAUAAUCACUUGAUGAAAAUAAUAAUUUCGUUGACAAGACCCUGACGAUGAGCUAUGUCAUAAUAAUGGGCCUGGGCCUGGAGGUAGCCGUUUGUUCAUGGCGUCUACUGACAUGUGUGUGUCUCCAUGUGAGCAGUUGAGUGCAGAAGGGUGAUGACGACGACUCCUAGAGGGCUGACAGGGGUGGGAGACCCAUUCGAGAUGGAUGUUAUAGCCAGUUUGAUUUGAAAGCAGUGAAGCAUACGGAGUAUAGCUGAGUAGAUUAUGGUGAGAAACACAACGCUUUAUGAAGGAAAACGGAUAAAAAAGGACGUCAAGCUACCAAUUUGGAGGAGUCGGGAAUGUCUCAUUCAUCAUGUCGUCGGUAAAUACCCAACUCGGGUCUCCUGUCAGGAACAACUGGGCACAAACAAUUCUUGUGUAUCAUUCAGGGGACCGUGCAGAAACAGAAACAAUAGAUCGCCCCAAAAACUGGCAUAGACACGCUCGUAGUCGAAUCGGUUAGUGACAUCUACCGAGACGAAACGCU
Fusarium odoratissimum NRRL 54006 is the source of this 5939-nucleotide messenger RNA. RefSeq lists its product as uncharacterized. Bases 790 to 4002 code for a protein of 1070 amino acids. The record is from RefSeq and is a predicted model, not a curated record. Lineage: Eukaryota; Fungi; Ascomycota; Sordariomycetes; Hypocreales; Nectriaceae. The transcript is spliced from 2 exons.